GCUCCAAAGACAGACCUCCACAGUUCAGUAAUGAAGCUCCACCAACAAUGUUCAUCAAUCAUGGACCUGAGCUGACAAUAGGUCAGAGGUCACAGUCUCCAGCACCCAGCUGUCUCUCUAUGAGGAGUGACUGCUCCAAAGACAGACCUCCAGGCUUCAGUAAUGAAGCUGUGCCAACAAUGCUCUUCAAUCAUGGACCUGAGCUGACAAAAGGUCAGAGGUCACAGUCUCCAGUAUCCAGCUGUGUGUCUGUGAGGAGUGAUGGGUCCAAAGACAAACCUCCACACUUCAGUGAUGAAGCUGCAGCAACAGUAGAGAGGAAGAGGAGCGGGGUCUGUGUGGAGGAGCGGCCGUCCUGGUGUGUUUCGUGUCAGGACGUCCUGAAGGAUCCGGUCUCUACCAGCUGUGGACACUGGUUCUGCAGACAGUGCAUCUCCUCAUACUGGGACCAGUCUGCUUCAUCAGGAGACUCCUCCUGUCCCCAGUGUGGAAAAAGACCCAGAACCAGAGCUGGACUGCAGACAGCCAGUCAGAGCAGCUGUGGACAAAAUGCUGGUCUGCAGGAGGUUUUAGAUGAACAUAAGAUCAGUCUGAGGAGCAGAUGUGAACGUGUGACUGAAGGAAGUGAUGAAACAGGAAGUGGAACCCUCCUGAACAGGAUCUACACUGAGCUCUACAUCACAGAGGAACAGAGUGAAGAGGUUCAUACCCAACAUGAGGUGAGGCAGCUGGAGACAGCUUCCAAGAUGGACGCCCUCCAUGACAGACCAAUCAGGUGCCACGACAUCUUUAAAGCCUUCCCUGACCAACAGAGACCCAUCAGAGUGGUUCUGACCAACGGCGUUGCUGGCGUUGGAAAAACCUUCUCAGUGCAGAAGUUCAGUCUGGACUGGGCAGAGGGCUUGGAGAACCAACAUGUCAGUGUGGUGAUGCUGCUUUCAUUCAGGGAGCUGAACCUGAUCAGAGAUCAGCAGUACAGUCUUCUGGAGCUGCUCCAUGUUUUCCAUCCAACAUUACAGAAGGUCCCAGCAGAGAAGCUCGCUGUCUGGAAGCUUCUGUUCAUCUUUGACGGCCUGGAUGAAAGCAGACUUUCAUUGGAUUUCACCAACAGGAAGCUCGUGUCUGAUUUCACACAGAAGUCAUCAGUCAGCGAGCUGCUGACAAACCUCAUCGAGGGGAAGCUGCUUCCCUCGGCUCUCGUCUGGAUAACUUCCCGACCUGCAGCAGCCAAUCAGAUCCCUCCUAGAUGUGUUGACAGGCUGACAGAAGUACGAGGCUUCACUGACACCCAGAAGGAGGAGUACUUCAGGAGGAGAUUCAGUGAUGAAGAGCUGUCCAGCAGAAUCAUCUCCCACAUGAAGACAUCCAGGAUCCUCCACAUCAUGUGCAGAAUCCCAGUCUUCUGCUGGAUCACUGCUACAGUUCUGGAGCACAUGUUGACUACAGAGCAGAGAGGAGAGCUGCCCAAGACCCUGACUGACAUGUACUCACACUUCCUGCUGGUUCAGACAAAGAGGAAGAAGAACAAGUACCAUGAGGGACAUGAGACGAGUCCACAGGAGCUGACAGAGGCUGACAGGGAAGUUCUUCUGAAACUGGAGAAGCUGGCGUUUGAACAUCUGGAGAAAGGAAACAUCAUGUUCUACCAAGAAGACCUGGAGCAGUGUGGUCUGGAUGUUACAGAGGUCUCAGUGUACUCAGGAGUUUGUACAGAGAUCUUCAAAAGAGAGUGUGUGAUCUUCCAGAAAUCAGUCUACAGCUUUGUUCAUCUGAGCAUUCAGGAGUUUCUGGCUGCAGUCUACAUGUUCCACUGUUACACCAACAGGAAGACAGAGGUGCUGGAGGGCUUUCUGGGAAAAGACUGGGAACAUAAGAACAAGAACGUCUUGCGGAGAGACUGUGAGGAUAAUCCUUAUUAUUCUUCAUCUGAUGAUGAUGUUGAUGAUGAUGAUGAUGACAGCUCAUCUGAGUGUGUGUUUCUAAAGAGAGUCAUGGAGAAAUCCCUCCAGAGUAAAAAUGGCCACCUGGACCUGUUUGUUCGCUUCCUUCAUGGCCUCUCUCUGGAGUCCAACCAGAGACUCUUAGGAGGUCUGCUGGGUCAGACAGAGAACAGUCCAGCAACCAUCCAGAGAGUCAUCAAGAACCUGAAGAAGAUGAACAGUGAUAAAAUCUCUCCUGACAGAAGCAUCAACAUCUUCUACUGUCUGAUGGAGAUGAACAACCUCUCAGUACAUCAGGAGAUCCAGAAGUUCCUGAAGUCAGGGAACAGAUCAGAGAAGAAACUCUCUGAGAUCCACUGCUCAGCUCUGGCCUACAUGCUGCAGAUGUCAGAGGAGGUUCUGGAUGAGUUGGACCUGCACAAGUAUAACACAUCAAAGCAGGGACGACAGAGACUGAUUCCAGCUGUGAGGAACUGCAGAAAGGCUCGACUGACUCAGUGUGGACUCUUAGAGACUCACUGUGAAGUUGUGGCCUCGGCUCUGAAGUCCAACCCCUCCCAUCUGACACAGCUGGACAUGAGUGUGAACAACCUGCAGGAUUCAGGAGUGAAGCUUCUGUGUGCUGGACUGGAGAGUCCAAACUGUCAACUGGAGACUCUGAGAUUGGGGAGCUGUGGUUUGUCAGAGAUCAGCUGUGAUUAUCUGGCAGCAGCUCUGAAGUCCAACCCCUCCCAUCUGAGAGAGCUGGACCUGACCACCAACGACCUGCAGGAUUCAGGAGUGAAGCAUCUGUGUGGUUUUCUGGAGAGUCAACGAUGUGUUCUUGAAACUCUGAGAUUGGUGCACUGUGGUUCGUCAGAGAUCGGCUGUGAUUAUCUGGCAGCAGCUCUGAAAUCCAACCCCUCCCAUCUGAGAGAGCUGGACCUGUGGGGAAACAAGCUGCAGGAUUCAGGAGUGAAGCAUCUGUGUGGUUUUCUGGAGAGUCCACGAUGUGUUCUUGAAACUCUGAGAUUGAUAAACUGUGGUUUGUCAAAGAUCAGCUGUGAUUAUCUGGCAGCAGCUCUGAAGUCCAACCCCUCCCAUCUGAGAGAGCUGGACCUGAGACACAAUGAGCUGCAGGAUUCGGGAGUGAAGCAGCUGUGUGGUUUUCUGGAGAGUCAACGAUGUGUUUCUGAAACUCUGAGGCAGGCAGAAAGAGUUGGAUGAGACUCUGGUGAACUUGGUGGUGAAGGACUUGCAGCCCUUCACUGUUGUGGAGGAUGAAGGUUUUAGGGCCUUUGUCCAAAAGCUUGACC
Messenger RNA from Archocentrus centrarchus (flier cichlid), 3235 nucleotides. RefSeq names its product protein NLRC3-like. Lineage: Eukaryota; Metazoa; Chordata; Actinopteri; Cichliformes; Cichlidae. The coding region runs from base 48 to 3146 and encodes 1032 amino acids. The record is from RefSeq and is a predicted model, not a curated record. Gene Ontology annotation, molecular function: protein binding. The transcript has 10 exons.